AUGGUCGUAACGUGGCGGCCGUUGGAGAGCCAAGAAAUCGGGGAGACCUGGGCUGAGGGCAGAGCCUUCGCGGUUGGGGACUGCAACUACGGCUGCAUUGGCAGCCCGCCGGAUUGGAUCAUGCCGCCGGUGCCCAAGAUCUCCUUCCCGGGGGAGGAGCAGGCCGCGCACGCCUGCGAGAACCUGCGGGCCAUGGUUAGCAGCAAGCCCCAGGAGCUGAAGGACACCUACUGGCCCUGGGGUGCUGGCAUGUUCGUCACCAGCUUGGGGCCCCGCGACGCCUGCUUUGUCAUGGCGGCGAAUCAUCGGAAGGAGUCCGGUUUCUUGGUGAAUUGGUGGCUUCCAGCAGUUUGGCAGAAGGAGCUGAUCGAAAGGACGAAAGUCAUGGAGUGUCGCGGAAAUGCAAUUGGGCGGAUCGUUUGGCACUUCGUUCACCAUCGUCCCUUCCUGCAGUGA
Messenger RNA from Effrenium voratum, 456 nucleotides. The record is from the annotation of a GenBank genome assembly. NCBI's taxonomy places the organism in Eukaryota, Dinophyceae, Suessiales, Symbiodiniaceae.